Molecule: messenger RNA, 2310 nt
Organism: Cotesia congregata
Lineage: Eukaryota; Metazoa; Arthropoda; Insecta; Hymenoptera; Braconidae
Source: the annotation of a GenBank genome assembly
AUGGAUCAUUUAUUGGACUUAGUCAACGAUGGUAAAAAAAAUGCAUCGGAAUCAGAGGAAGGAUUACAGAAAGUUAAAUUUCUUUUUAAAGAAGCUAUGAAUGCUGAUGAAUGGGGAUGGAAAAAUAUAGCAGUGAUGCUUUAUGCGGAUGCCGCUGAACUUGGUCUAGAUAUCAAGAAGCAAAUCGACAAUGAAAGUGUGAAGGGAAAACUGACAAACUUAACUCAGCGAGCCGUAAUCAGGGCCGAAGAAUUGGAAGGAAUCGACAGGAAUAAAAUAUUCGAUCCUUUGCCUCUACUUCAAAAUUUACCUCCUGUUCCUGAAACGAUUCCAGCUUCUCCAACAACUUCUGUUAAUAGUUCGCCUUCUUUUGGCAAUACUUCACCCGAAAGAUCUCGGAAGCCCUCACUUCACCGGGGAAGCAGUGCUCAUCUCAAGGUUACGGGAGGUAGUGGCAAUUACACAGAGGAAGAAAAGAAAGUAUUGUUAACUACAUCUCACAUAAAUGACAAUGAAUUCGUCCCAUUUAUGAGCGUCGAUCUUGCAGAAAAAUUUAAAUUUUCUACGGUAUUCGUGGACAAAGAUGGUCUAUUAGAGCUUGCGCCAAAACAAAAAAAUAGUUUCGCUAAGUGGGCGAGACCAAGUGAUAUUUUUUCUGAGCCAAAAAUGCUAAUGAACAAUCACGUCGAUUACUUUAGUAUUAAACAGACGGUUGUUUCUGAUUGUUCUUUUGUAGCAUCUCUUGCCGUUAGUGCUCAGUAUGAGAAGAAAUUUGGUAACCGUCUUAUUACAUCUAUUAUCUACCCUCAGAAUUCUAAUAAAGCUCCUCUUUACAAUCCGUAUGGAAAGUACAUGGUUAAACUUCAUAUAAACGGAAUACCAAGAAAAGUUGUAAUCGAUGAUUUAUUACCGGUUGGCAGUGACGAUCAGUUAUUAUGUUCAUAUUCAAGCAAUCGUGGUGAAAUCUGGAUUUCUUUAUUGGAAAAAGCAUAUAUGAAAGUUAUGGGUGGUUAUGAUUUUCCGGGGUCAAACAGUAACAUUGAUCUUCACGCCCUUACAGGAUGGAUACCAGAAAGAUGGGCAAUUAGAGUUAAUGAACCAGAUUUCAAUGUCGAUGGGUUAUUUAAAAUUCUCCUAGAACGUCUUCAUAAUGGAAGUGUUCUUGCGACUGUUGCUACUGGUGAAUUGUCUGAUUCAGUAUCUGACAAAGCCGGUCUAGUUCCUACGCAUGCUUAUGCUGUUUUAGAUAUUCGACUUGUUGACGGGAAAAGACUUUUGCAGCUGAAAAAUCCUUGGUCACAUUUACGAUGGCGCGGAAAUUUUUCCGAGCAUGAUAUUCAUCACUGGACACCACAGCUCAAACGAACUCUUAAUUACGAUCCCGAAUCAGCAUCUCAAUAUGAUAAUGGUAUUUUUUGGAUUGACUACGAAAGUAUUUGUCGCUUUUUCGAUGUCUUUUAUCUUAAUUGGAAUCCAAAACUUUUCAAAUAUACUUACUGUAUUCAUCAAAUGUGGAAGGCAGGAGUAGGACCUAUCAAAGAUGCUUAUAAUAUAUCAGACAAUCCUCAAUUCUCAUUGGAAGUUCAACAACAAAAUAUUUCAGGUGCUAUAUGGAUAUUGUUAACUAGGCAUAUUACCGAUAUAGCAGACUUUCGACAAAAUCAAGAAUACAUCACUGUUUUAGUCUAUAAAAAUAAUGGAAAAAGAGUGUUUUAUCCUCAUGAUCCACCGCCGUAUAUUGACGGAGUAAGAAUAAACAGUCCACAUUAUUUGACAAAGAUUAAAUUGAAUCCUGAGAGUGAAUCUAAGUACACUCUUGUUGUUUCUCAAUAUGAAAAAAUGAAUACAAUUUACUACACUCUAAGAGCAUAUGGAACAUGUCCGUUUUCUUUAAAAAAAAUGUCUGAGCCGUACAAAUUUGAAAAAGAGAUCAAAGAUGGUCAAUGGAAAAUGGAAGACAAAACUGCUGGAGGAUGCGGUAAUCAUCCAGGCACUUACCAAGAUAAUCCGCGUUAUCAGAUUAAUUUAGAAAGUACUCACAAUAAUAAUUACCUCUUGAUAAUUUUAAAAGGACCAAAACAAUAUCAAAUUGGUUUUGAAAUAAUAUCUAUGAAUAAUACAAAUACGCCGUCCACUUUUCAAAACAAGACUUCAGGACCAUUCAGAUCUGGGUUCGUGAGUUUAGAGCUUGAAGAUGUACCGGCAGGCAAUUAUCAUAUUAUUCCAGCAACCUUUUUGCCAGGCCAAGAGGGGCCUUUUUUCUUAACCAUAAAAGCUUCAUGUGAUUUUGAAAUUUUACGAAUUCAUUAG